Molecule: messenger RNA, 2954 nt
Organism: Didymodactylos carnosus
Lineage: Eukaryota; Metazoa; Rotifera; Eurotatoria; Philodinida; Philodinidae
Source: the annotation of a GenBank genome assembly
ACUCGAAAAUACUGACAUUGUUGUCGGUCAAUGCAGUAUCCGGAUCAGAAAGUCCUUGGCUACCACUUUUCAUAUCUUUUGCUGUUUCAUCUAAGCUUUUCUAAAAUAAAUCACGCAGAAGUUUUAGUAUGACCGUACGAUUGGAGCUGCCAGUAAAACUGUAUACCCGCGUUGUAAGAGCGCUGAUGGAGUUUGUAGCAAUAUUCUAGGAAUAAAAACAAGAGAAUUUGAAAAUAAUAAUUCAGUAGAAAUUAACCUACUGUCCGUAAAAAAACACAGUGCACUUUGCGAUUUUUUGAAUAACUUUUGAUGGAAGCUAGACAGAGACCUGCGGUUUGCAGUUUUGAGAACUAGACAUCAGACCAAAUACUUCUACGAGCAAAAACGAAUUUCAGAAUAAUUUCCGAAGUGGGUUUCUCAGAGAAUCUUUGGAAAACCAGUUUGGAUCUCCGUAAACUGACAUAGAAAUAGAUCGAUUUUUUUUUGAUAGAUAUAUAGUCCGAGGUGUUUUCUGCAAAACUGGAUCUAAGCGACAUCUCGAAAACCCAUUGUUCGAAGAUUUACGACUUCUCUGCCGUUAGGUUUGGGACUGUCAGAAACGAAUGAAUAGAAGUUAAAGUCUGCGUUUUAACUUGGAAAAAAUGGAAACUAUUCUAAGAUAAAAGUGUGAGUUUAUAUUUCUGUUGGUGUUUGAAGUGUCCAAGAGCUUGACGAAAUGUCCAAAAAUAGUUGUACAUAUAUAAUUUUACAUGCUCUGACUAAAAUUCGAGCUUAAAAUUUUGGAUUAAGUCAAAUAAAACGAGUUUUUGUCUUAAUUAAAUUUUUCUGGAAACGCCUAUAUUUCAGACAAUUCACGUCUCCGAAAUGUAUCAAAGUCGGAUAGAGCUUAAAAUUUUACGUAUACUAGUAGAUUAUCAGUAUGUGAUUGAGGAACAUCUCUUCUCACUGAAAUAACAAAAUAUAAGACUCGACUAAAUGUUCUUAAGUCGAUGACACGUUAGAAAAAGGGAAGACAACGUGUUUUAUCAAAUGGAAGAGAGACAAGAGAGAAGAAAAAGCAUGUUUUCUUUUUUUCACAGUAAACACGAACGUAUAUAAACAGAACAGAAAAAGUAAAAAACUUAAGUUUUAAACGUUUGGAACCAAAACCAAUGUGAUAUUCGGAAUCUGCGAAUAAAACUGCAUCGAAUAAUAUAUAAUUCGAUGUGUUAUUUUUCGACGAGAGAACAGAAAAACAAACGAUUUUUGUUGCAUCGUCCUGGUGCGACAUCUUUCGAAAAGCAGUGCCGUGCUUUUUUAUUUUAACUUGAUAAAUGUAUUUAAUUACUGUUGUAAUUAAAUGAGCAGUACAAAAACAUAUAGCAUUCACUUUGUUUUUUUCAACAUUAAGGCACAACAGUAAUGGCUGACAGAAUUUUUACUCCUCGCUCCUAGCGUAUUCUAACCGUAGAUUCGUCACUGUGGUAAAACAAAAGUUUCGCACGAUUCAUACAAUAGAGAUGAUUGACAUUUGCAAGAAAAAAAAGAAAGUUUGUAUAUUUAAUAAACGACAGACACGAAAAUUUCAGCAUUUUUUAGCUCACAAAGACAUCGUACAGUUAGAUUUUACGAUUCUCAUACACUAGCGUCAGCUUUCAGUAGCCAUCUAUGUAACUAUUGUCGUUGUCAAACAUGAACUGACUGGUGUAGAUUUCUAACCAAUCGAUUUUUUUCUUUUCUGUUUAAAUAAAGUGUGCUUGAGUGAACAAAGAAAUAAAUAAAUUGAUUACAAUAGCAUCAAACAACAAACAACAGACAUGACUGACAGUAAUUCUUUUCCAAUAACGCAUUCUGGUAAGUUUUCUAAGUGGAGCUUCAAAAUUGCAACGAUCUAUACCGCUAGCUUUCCAAAUUAAUAAGAACACUUUUCCUUCUGGAAAGCUUUGUAUGGCCGGUUUCGUCAAAAACUUCAAUGGUUUUCACUCAAUUUUCGUUUAUUCCAUUUAGAUCAAUUAGUAUUGUGUAUCCACGAUUUGGUCUCGACGAUGAGUGUCAUUUAUUCAAAAGAUCUUCAAGAUCAGUGCAAUCAAAUUCUGGUGGAUUUGGAACAUGUAUCAAAUGUAUCCGAGUUAAUCAAUCGAAUUUGCCAACUAAUAGCUGUCGCAAAACAAUUCAGCAAUCGGUACUUUUCCAUUGAUAAUAAUCGAUCAAAAGAACAACUAAUUCAUUUAAAACAAAUGUAUGAUAAGAUACAACAAGAAUUAACCAAUAUUGAACAUCAAUGUGGUCAAGACUUGAACGAAUUGAAAAAGCAAUUACAAUGUUUGUUCGACACAUUAUCGGAUAUUAUUAAUUAUCAGUCAACAAAAAUCAUUAAUCUUGAAUCGAGAGUGGUGAAUCUUGAAACGGAUAAGAAAUUAAUGGAAGUGAGAAUGAUGAACUUUGAAACCAAAGCAAGGCUUGUGGAAAAAAUGAAACUGUUUGGAGAUCUACUAUAUCCACUGAGCCAGGAAAUUCACGAUUAUUUGCGUCAAUUGGAUGGUAACCCACAACAUUAUGACGAUUCAUCAAUUUAUUUGGCCUACAAAGCAAAAUCAUUAGGUGAUGAUUUCAUGGAAAAUGAAUAUAAGCAAUGUUUUGCGAAAUCAAUUAAUGAUACUACCUAUGAAGAAUUUUAUCGCUGGAUUGUUAACAAAUCCAUCCAACUGAACACUGAAGGAUCUUUACUAUGUGGACUUUUAUAUGAAAAAAAGAAAAGAAAUUUCGAUCUUCAUAGUGACAUCAGCGAUUUUUUUCUUGAUUGUCGAUCAACAUUUGAAUAUUCUUUCAAUGAUCUGUUAAAAAGAAAUGACUUGAAUGAAGUAUUUAACGAAAAAGAAUCGAAUGCUUUAAAAAACAUAUAUGAAACGUAUUUUUGUGAUCAAAUUGAUUGUAUUCGACGAUUGGAGCAACAACGUUCUUCAAAACGCGUCUAA